Cutaneotrichosporon cavernicola is the source of this 1269-nucleotide messenger RNA. RefSeq lists its product as uncharacterized. The record is from RefSeq and is a predicted model, not a curated record. NCBI's taxonomy places the organism in Eukaryota, Fungi, Basidiomycota, Tremellomycetes, Trichosporonales, Trichosporonaceae. The transcript has 3 exons. The coding region runs from base 1 to 1269 and encodes 422 amino acids.
AUGACCGUCACUCCCAAACCUCAGCUCUCAGCCGACAGCAAGGCGGCGCUCGACGCCCUCCUGGCGGAGAAGGUGGCCGAGAAGAAGAUCCCGGCAAUCUUCUUCGGCGCGUCAAAUGCAGAUGGCGAGCUGUACUUCAAUGCAAUGGGCGACAAGGUGUUCGGCGAGCCGGACAAGGGCCAGAUCGAUGAGAAUACCACUGUCCAGCUCUUCUCGCAGACCAAGUUCAUCACCUCUCUCGCCUGUCUCCAGCUGUGGGAGAAGGGCCUUGUCGAUUACGACGACGCCUCUCUUAGUGAGAAACAUCUCCCCGAACUUGCCUCCCAGCAAGUUCUGGAAGGCUACAAUGCCGACGGCACGCCCAUCCUCGUCGACCGUACGGCGCCACUCACCCUCCGCCGCCUUCUCACGCACACGUCGGGCCUCUCGUACAAUUUCCUCAAACCCGAACUGAUCGGCCGCUGGGAAAUGACCCACAACGUGCCCAGUUUCUUCGCCAAAAACGUCGGCGUCGAAUCCCUCGUUGAACCCCUCACAUUCCAGCCUGGCGCGCAGUACGGCUACUCUAUCGGGAUCGACUGGGCUGGCGUCCUCGUCAUGCGGAUCACCGGGAUGAAACUCGGCGCGUACUUUGACCAACACAUUUUCGGGCCUUGUGGCGUUAAGAAUCUGUCAUUCUAUCCAACCCCGGAGAUUAAGGAUCGCUUGAUGCAGCUCUGUGGGCGCGACGACACGCCCGAGAGAAACCUCAUUCACAUUGCCGGAAUGCGCGAUGUGCCUAAUACCAACCCCGAGGAUAUUGGAUUACAUAUGGGCGGGGCGGGUCUUGUUGGUUCACCUCGCGAUUAUAUGACGGUCCUACGCAACGUCCUCCAGUGUAAGGAUAAGGAUGGACUUAUCAAACAGUCGACUUUCCCAAUGUUGUUUGAGAACGCCUUGCCUCCGCGUGAGGAGGAGGGGAAGAGCCACAACUGCUACGCCCACCUCGGCGGCACUCUCACGAUCCUCGGCGAGACCGAGCCGCAGUUUGCCUCGGGCGACAAGGCAUUCCACUCGCUCGCCCUCUGCGUCUAUGACGCUGACUCGGAGUACGGCCGCAAGAAGGGCUCGGCGUUCUGGGGCGGCAUCGCCAAGACCAAGUUCUGGAUCGACCCGGCUUCGGGCAUUGUGGCCGUGUGCGGCACCCAGCUCAUGGACCAGAUCGACCAGACUGCGACGGUCGACGUCUGGAAGGCGUAUGAGCGCAAGCUGUAUGACAUGCUUGAGUAG